AUGCGAAAGGGCACGAGGGAGCGCCGCGGCUUUCAGUGGUCGCUCCCCGUCGCAUCCGCAACCCCCGCCGCGUCCGCUCCGCGCGCCUCCGCGCCCCCGCAUUCCGCCUUCCCCACGCCCUCCCGGCGCUCGUUCCUCAGCGCGCUUGUAUGGGGGAGUGGCGGAGGCUUCGUUAUAGCGGCAUUCCUCCUGUUAGGGUCACGCCUAGUCGUGGUACAUCAGCCGCACACGUGGCAGCACCCCCAAUACGCACCAAUCGGAGCUGGACACGUGGAGGCGGGGAGGCUGGUGGGGGGGAGGGAUGGAUUGGCGGAAGUUCCGCCAUCGAUGCUGCUGGUUGCGGGAAGAGGGAUGGAAGCGGGGUUUCGCGGGAAGGGCGCACGAAGAAGGGACGGGGAACAGGGGGGUGUGGCGGAGCAGGGUAGCGGAAGAUGGGGGAAAGGGGGCAUUGAGGCAAGGCUUGGGGAGUGGGGCGGAGGGGAGGGGGAAGGUGAGCGAGGGGAGAUGCAGGGAGUGGGUGGGGUAGGGGCGGGAACGGGGAGUGGGGCGAGGCGAUGGGGGGAGAUGGAGAGCCGAAGCAGAAGGGGAGGCGUGAAGGUGAAGGGGAAUCGGGGCCGGAGGGGAUCGAGACGGCAAGAGGCGGUGGAGGAUGAAGAGGAGGAAGAGGAGGAGGAGACGGAGGAUAAGGAGGGAAUUUCAGGGGAGGAAGAGGAGGAGAGCGAGAGAGGAGAAGUGAGGAGGAAGGGUGAGGAGGGGAGUGUGUGGGAUGAGAUUAUGAGCAAACUGGAAGAGGGGAAGGGCAAGGGUGGCCGGGGAAGGGAGAAACGAGUCAGGCGAAAACGCAGAGGAGCGGACAGAGGUGGUUUGAGUGGCAUGGGUAAGGUGGGUGGGACAAGAGAAGCAGGUUUGGAUGAUAUCGCGGAGGAGAUAGGAAUGGGGCGUGGCGGUGGGGAGGAUUUGGGAGUGAGGGAUGGGGGAGAGGGAAGUGGGGGGGCUGGGGGUGGCGAUGGGCUGGGCGAAGGAACAGGAGCAGCUGAUGGGGAAGCCACAGCUGACAGUGUAGAGAGCGGUGCUGCAGGCAGAGGGAGCGGUGAAAAUGGGUUGAAAGGCAGCAAGGGUGGUUUAAAAGGUGGUGAGGGUGGGGUAGAAAGGGGGGAGAGGUCCGGUGCAGGGGGCGAGGAGCAGCACGAGAUAGACGAGCUGCUGAAAGGCCUGGAGCAGCACCUGGGGGGCGCUGGGCGCAGGGGAGGCGGCGAGGGCGGGGAGGGUGGGGAGGGUGGGGAGCGGGUGGGUGGCAGUGAUGUGAAUGCGGGCGAUGGGGGCCAGGCAGAGGAGGCGGAGCAGGGAGAAAGAAGCGAGGGGGCGGGUGGCGGAGCAGCGCAGGGGUCUGAUGGGGAGGCGGACAGGGAGCAGAGCAAGGGCGGCACGCAGGAGAGCAGCAGCAGCGGCGAUGGCGGCGGUGGGAGAAGCAGCAGCAGUGAUGGUGGAGAGGGUGGUGUUGAUGGUGGAGAGGGUGGUGUUGAUGGUGGAGAGGGUGGUGUUGAUGGUGGAGAGGGUGGUGUUGAUGGUGUGAGUGGCAUGAGGGCAGCUGGGCUGGACGGUGCAGUGGAUGCUGGUGGGGACGGGCGGAGAAGUGAGAGCGGUGCUGCUGACAGUGAGGGGCUGGAGGGUGCGGGGCUGGGGAAGGUAGGGGCGGGAGGAGUGGGAGCAAGAGGAGCAGAAGGGUCAAGUGGGGAAGAGGUUAAUGAGGGGACUGGACAAGGGAACAAAGACGGCUCUGAAGAUGAAGAAGGGAAGGAGGGAUCUAGUAGUGGUGAGGGUGGCGGUGCUUCAUUAAGUGAUUCCGCCAAGAGUGAUGCUGGUGAGAGCGUUAGUAGUGAAGGUGAAAAAACUGCUGGUGGGAACAGUCAGAGCGACGCCAGAUUGAGUGUGAGGGAUGAUCAGCCGGAGGAAGGUGGUUCAGAUGAAGGCAUGAGAGAGGUGUCAGAGGCAACAGGCAGUGACAGCAGGGAGGUGGUGGGAGGAGAUGUGCCAAGCAGGGUUGGCAGUGAGGAUGGGCCUGGUGAGCUGGGAGGAGAGAUUGGGGAGGGAAAGGAGGGGAAAGAGGGCACACGUGGUGAUGGCGUGCAAGUGGUGCAAGAGGUUGGGGUGAUGAAUGGGAAUGGGGAUGGUGCGGGGAGUGAUGGAGAGGGCACUGGCAGGGGGGAGGGCAGUGGAGUGAGUGACGAGGCAGUCAGCGAAACAAGCAGCCGUGUUGGUACCGGUGCUUCGGCCAAUGAUGCGCUAGCAGAGGCAGAGGUAGAGGAAGCAGAGGCAGUAGCGGCACUAGAGACGGAGGUUGAGGAUGAAAGAAACCUUUCAUGA
Molecule: messenger RNA, 2364 nt
Organism: Closterium sp. NIES-65
Lineage: Eukaryota; Viridiplantae; Streptophyta; Zygnematophyceae; Desmidiales; Closteriaceae
Source: the annotation of a GenBank genome assembly